Messenger RNA from Anopheles stephensi (Asian malaria mosquito), 6787 nucleotides. RefSeq lists its product as uncharacterized. The record is from RefSeq and is a predicted model, not a curated record. Bases 1714 to 6462 code for a protein of 1582 amino acids. The transcript has 3 exons. NCBI's taxonomy places the organism in Eukaryota, Metazoa, Arthropoda, Insecta, Diptera, Culicidae.
UUCGUUUAAAAGAAGGAUCUUGGAUGCUUAAAUUCAUUAUACGAAGUGAUCGUGUCAAACGUGUACAGCGUUAUGUGAUUUAGUAUUAUUUAUUUCGCUGAGCCUCGUAUUUCGAAAAGACUCUCUAUGUAUAUAUUUUGCUAUAAAUUUAUGGAAUAAUCUGUGUUUUAUUAAAUAAAAACUAUGUUUUAUACAUGCAAUCGUGCGACUUAUCCUAUUCAUUAUAUAUGUAUGUGUAAUUGUAUUGCAUCCAAUUUUCACUUACGUCCUUUUGGACUAAUGCGCCGUUUGAUGAAUCCUUGUUUAAUUGUCAUAGCUUUCCGUUACACUAUUAAUUCUAUAUAAUGUGAUACAUGUGAACAUUAAUUGUAGGUAUCGAAGUAUAAUAUUUGAUUAUAAAAUUAAGCCUAAAUUAUGUAAUCCUUUCAUAAAAUCAUAACGCUUUCAUAGUGUUCGUGUGAACUUAGUAUUCUGUAUGAGUGAACUCGUAUUCCUUCUGAAUUUCCCCUUUCCUAUUCCUUUCCUUUUCUAGUUCAUGGUUUCGUUCUAAGCUACAAUUAUUUUUUGUAUACAAUAUUCUUGAAUCUCUUAUGUUCAUGCUAAACGUGUUCAUGAUGGUUAUUGCUAUCACGAAUAAUCAGGGGUGUCGGAUCGUAUAUUACAAAAUCUCUAUAUUCUGUAAACCUCUCUAAUUAAGACAGUCACAACGACUUAUAAAGUAGAUAGAUAGAUAGAGAGAGUGUGAGAGAGAGAGAGAGAAAGAUCACUGUAAUAAAUAUCUGAGUGGUACAAUUAUCCCCAAGUGAGCGAGUAUACGAAAGUUCGUCAAUCAAAGUCAAACGCCACCGUAUACGUAUCUUAGGAUUAACUAAGGGGUUUUUUGGUGCACGCUUCCAGACGGAGUGUAGCUUUAUCGCUAAGGUACUUCGCAGCCGUAUCUACUCUUCGGAAUCUAUUCAGUACAACCUUGUCUAACGCGUAUUAUGCUAUGCCUUGGUUCGUUUUGCCUCGUACUUAACGCUACCUUCGUACUUGUCGUUUGCGGACCAGGGUUACUCCGUACAACUUCGAAAGUUGCGGAUAGAAUCGAGGAACAUGGUGGACUUGAUAAGCGAUUCUUAUCUUUGCCGCACAAGUGUUGUUCUCACACACCAGUUAGUUAGACCCACCCACCUAUGCGAUACAGAGCUACGCAUACGCAGCUGAUUUCUUGCACGGAUGCAUAUGGAUUCUUCUAUAACACGACCUUACGUUGGCCUUUCAUCAGUCGUUCCUGGUGUUUCCUCGGUGAUGUGUUUUCUCAACAGUGCAACUUUCACUAAGGGGAAAAAAUCUUUCUGAGCAUCUUUCUCUGGAUCACGGCUAGCAGAGCAAUUUUCCUGCUUCCUGCUUUGCUGCUCCAUUGCCAUGGUGUAUCGCACUAGCACACUGAUAAGGUACAUUAUCUUAUCGUAAAAAGAAAAUAUAUUGCAUAAAAACUGUUCGAACUGCAAUCACACCGACCCGCAGUGCUUUCGAACCCGUUGAGAAGGUUCGACGUACAGGUGUGUUGAGAAGUUCCGCUGAACACCGUAACGUGUUAUCUUGUCGAGUGUAAUCCACUGUACACCGUGCGACAGCAAACGUUUGACGAGCAGCUAGCUCGUACAAGUGUGGGUCCAACUAUUGCGAAGCAUUUCGGUUCCCAUUGUCGAACGUAGGAAGAGCAUCAACAUGCGCACCUCACUCGCACGAACGCCGGAGCUGGAAGCUCGCACCUUCCUAGGUGCAUCGGACAAAGGGCGUUCCACCGUCCAUGGCGACCUGUACCACCAGCGUUUGGCAAUGGUGAUGGUGUUGCGGGCGUACAGAACGCACCGGGAGGAGCACGGAUUUUCUUUCUUCGUCGCAGUGGAGGUGGCGAAAGCGGGCAAAUUCGACGAUAUCAUGUACUUCUACGAAUCACCGCGCCAGCAAACCAACGGCACGUGCUUUAUACAAGCGAAACACAAGCAGGGCAACGGAUUUCGGAUCACGCACGAGGCACUGUGCACUGCCCGAGAUGCUCGGUCGGCUUACUGCAUACCGACGUACUUUAUGUCCUUUCUCGAGGUCGAUCAACAUCUGGCAACCGAUGCGCGGUACGUACUGUGCACUAACGCUACGCUCGAUGCGUCCAUCGAGCACUGUUUUACCGUCGUCGAUCCACACCGUGACCGAUCGUUACACUUUUGCGCCGAUAUAGAAGCGACCUGCUAUCAGUUCCACGGUGACCAACCGUUCCCACGGCUGGUCGAUACGCUGAGCGACCGGUGUCUCGCCAAGCUGGGAAGCCGGAUCGCCGGGUGCGUCUUUGCGGGCGAGGUAAUAACCUUUCGGGACGCGCUGGUCAACACGUUUGCACGUUUGUUAAUCGAUUGCGUCGAGCGGUCAGCGGCACACGAUUCCACGGUGACCACCAUCUUCAACUUUAAUCUUCACUUUUUGCACGCAGCAAAAUCCACACCGGCAGGCAAAUUUAGGGAGGCCUUUUGGGAAGCAUAUCAAACGCAAGCGAAACAGAAGCUAAGCCACAACGUGUUGCGUGCGUUGCCAAUCAGGAUCGAUAACGAUUCCCGCCCUUCCGGUGCUACUGCGAGCACAGAUACGCUUGCCGCGUUUAAUCGGACGGUGGCCAAGUUCUGCAGCAAAUUUGUGCUCGUGUGUCAUUCCCUGAACGAGGCAGGGCUGGGCAAAAAAGCAAUUGCCUUGCUGCCACCGUGGUGUGAUGCAGACCGUGGGACGGCGUUGCACAGGUUGCGGGACAUGCUGUUCGAUGCAAUGAACAGUGCUAAACCGGUCCCGUUGGACCUAGCAAUGGUACAGGGAUGUUUCACCGAUGGUGAUCUCAAGCAAAGCAUUCGGGAGUUGAAACAAUCCUCCAAAGCAUACGCUGGGUGGGUACAGGAACAGUAUCGCUAUCUACAACUAGACCCAAUCCGUCUGCAAAGCUCACCCACGCAUGCCUAUCUCCGGGACGAGUCGUCCGGGAGCGGAGUCCGUGAGUGGAACAGCUCGCUGGAACUGUCCGCGAGCUGUUACGUGUUAAGCCACCUGCUACCGCACACCGGAGACGAGAUAUUAUUUGUACGGAGCAGCGACUACAGCAGCGGGCACGAGUUGAGGCGCCUGCUCGAUGAGGUGCUGUCGUACGUAAGAGACGUAAACCAUCCGACCAUAAAGUUGACGGCAAUGGUGGGCAACCAUCGCGAGGUAUCGAUCGUGGAGCUUAAGGCGCUGGCGGAAAAAUAUCGCCAAAAGAUCGUGGUGAUCGGGACGAUGCGUAACGGGCCCGCCAUAAAAGGGGACCGUUUGGAGCAGUUUUCCGGGCAUCAUCUUACAGCCGAUGCUUGGAGCAGGUUGUUCGAGCAGUCCGAGCGUAAGCUGUUCGGAACCAGGACGCCACUGGGCAGGAUUGUGGAGCGGAGCGAAGAUUUGCGUUUGCUGCUGGAUGUGCUGCAAGCUUGUGCACGGUUCGAUGCGCAGGUCGACCACGAUGUAAACGGGGUGAACUAUGCAAAGAUCCACCAGUGGUACGUCCAGCGGACGGCUGUGCAAUGUGAGCAGCAAGAAAAGGAGAAUGUACAAAUCAGUUGUGGCUGUUUUCAUGAUGUCAAAGUAGCGAAAGCACUACACGAAGAACCUACCCCACCGGUCAUCCAACCUGGCCAGGGUGGAAAGGUUUGCAUCUUGCUGAACGAUGCUGGCCACGGCAAAUCGUCCUACCUCACCUGGUUAGCGUGGCGUUUGGCAACUGACGAUCCGUCGCUGUACGUCGUUAAGCUGAGCGCGAUAGAGUAUACGACCGAUUUCAGCCAGCUGCCACGGCGCGACGUUACGCACCUUGAGGACACACCGCUGGUGCGAUUAUUGUAUCGCUACAUACACUUGGCGUUGUCUGCCGGCACACGAGCCGAUGCGGAUCGAUGUGCGGCACUGCUGACAGUGACCGGUGACGGUUCGGUAGCGCUGGAUAAAGCACUGGAGGCGAAGCUGUCCGGGGCGGAGCUGGUAGAGUUGCGCCUGUUCCGGGCGAAAUUUAACGCACGGCAGCUGGUGCUGAUCCUGGACGGAUUUGACGAGAUUGCGCCAUAUUACAAGGAUGCGGUGAUGCGCUGUUUUGCCAAACUGGCGACACUGGACGGUGUACGAUCGCUCUACCUGUCCAGCCGACCGUACGGGUUUGCAGCCGACCUGCGGCGCACCUUCAAACGGUGCGAGUUUUAUCGGUUAAAACCAUUUGCCUGGAAAGAUAGGAUAGCUUCGUGGCACAAAUUUCUUCGCUGCAAGUUGGAGGGUUACGCGAGCUACGAAAUGAACCACUGUGUCAGCAUCCUAACGUCGCUGGAUGAAAACAUUCCACACUGCUUGCGGGAGUUGCUGGCUGUGCCACUGAUACUCCACAUGUUACAGACUAUUCUCUUGCCCGAAAUAGCGAAACGCGUAACGCACCGCUCGCACACAAUCACCGGCAACAUGUUGGAAGAGCUCAAGCUUGACACGUACCAGCUGGUCGCGCGGUUCGUUGACAUGACGCUAGCAAUGCUGCUCUCCGACAAAGCGGGUACGACCGAGUCCGGUGUUCCGACGGCGGCCGCCAGAAAGAUCGUGGAGCGUUUGCGGCAGGAAAUGCACGCACAACACACACUGUUGGCCAUGUACGUGCUGUUCGAUGAACGGGCCCGAACCGUGCUGCUGUCCGAGGCAGAACGGGCGCGUGUUCCCGGGAUGUUGCGGGAAGUGAUGCAAGGCGAGGAAAAAACGGGCUUUGUGGUUGGCGUAGUGAACGGGAUGCCACUGUUCAUUCACCGUAUCUUUGCCGAGUUUUUUGCGGGCCACUGGCUCUACAACAACAGGAAACGCUUGCGGAAGGAACGCAUCUUUCGAUCGCAAACGAUUUGGUCGGAUUCUUUGCGGAACGUCCGCUACUUCUUUGACUCACUGCUACUAACGGAAGGGUGUGAUGUGCACCGGAAACGGUUGAACGAUUCCUUGUACCUUUGUGUUCGCUGCGGUCCGCUCGAUAAUUCUUCGCCCAUUACCAAGAAAGAUAGGGCUGGCCGGUUAGUAAUCCACCUGCAAGCAGCCAGGGACGAUAUUAAAGCAUUGCACAAACUGGCACCUAAUUGUAUCAAUGUCAAGGACGAGCUGUUUGGAUGGAGUGCACUAGAUUAUGCACUUUUGAAGGAUGAUUUCCAUUCCAUUAGGGAGCUUUUAGCUAGCCAGGCAAAAGUUAAUGUAGACAAUUUGCUGCAGCAGCUGUUUGCCAACGAUGCAGAAACUUUACUGAAGCAGGGGAUUAGAUACGCGUCGCACCUGGAAACCCACAGAUGCCAAACAACCGUCAUCAAUAAACUCUGCGAAGGUGUGGCAAUAUGUUUGAUAAAUGAGCGUGGGGUAGAUAUUAACGCGCCGCUUCCAAACCUGGAUACUUCAGCCUUAGCGUAUUGUGUGCUAGCGAACAGUGGGCCGAUGUUACAUCAGCUAAUGCGACAGUCACGCCAACAGGAGCACCUACUCGAUACCCUAGCCGAGCCAUUGCUGACGCUAGCGUUAGAGCACGAAUCUUACGCCGCUGCCAAUAUGCUGCUGGAACAUCGCUGCUCGCUGCUGGCAAUGAUAAGCAACACGAAUUUGUUCGCCUGUGGUAAACGUGCAAUAGAAGCUAAUCAAGCGAAACUGUUUAAAAAGAUCUUCCGCGAACUGUGCGUCCGGCAUCGGGUUCAGUGUGUAAAGGAGGCCUGCAUCACUCUCGCCUCGGACGAUCACGACGCGAAUGUUGCGGUGGAAAUGAACGAUUUAGAUGAAUACGAUUGCUGUCCACAUCACGAUUACACCGGUACGGCAGACCAUGGUGAAACCUUUCCCCUAGCAUUGCUGGUCGAAGCGGUACAGGCUGGAUCCGUGCGUUUGACCAGUUACAUCGUACAGAAAGCGAACAUGCACAUUAACAGCGAGAUCAUUGGGCAGCUUUCGAAAUAUUACACCAAUCCAUUCCAUAGAAGGUCUGCCCUGCCGUUCAAAUAUCUGCUCACCAAGUUCAAUCUGCCGGCCGAUGGACCCACUCUGUUUGACCGUAUCGUUCACGAAGGCUGCCUGUACAUGUUGCCCUCCUUGUUCGCGGUCGGAUUCAAUCCGCAGCACAUCGGUGCGAAAAGUCUUUCGAAUCUGCUGCACCACGUUCAGUCCAACCGUACGGAGGGUCUAUUGCUGUACCUUCAGCAACGAUCGUACGUGGAUUGCUUCCAACCACUGGAAGCGAGCGGGAAAAGUCUUUUCGACAUUGCAAUUACGGUUCAGCUAUACUAUGCGGCAGGAAAACUGUUUGCAAACCAAUACUCCGAUCAACCGAAUGCCACACAGCGAAACGCGUUAGUAAAGUUAGUUGGAAAGAAACGCGCGCAGGAGCUGAUGCAGAUAUGGCGGAUGGACAGCUCUGGAUGAGUGUGCGGUUUAGUAGGCAGUAAGGCAUAGCAAAUCGAUCCAUAUUGCCUCGUGUUUGAAAGUGUCCUUGGGGGAUGUUCGCCAUUAGUGCUACGCUAGACCGCCCCAACCGUAGUCCAGCUAAUUCUGCACCAAAAACCCAUUCGAUCAAAUAAUUCAACCAGUGUGAAGGGAAAAACUUAGCGUAAGGUAAGGGUACGCGUGAGACGCGUGUUAGGAUAUGCGUAGUCUACGCGGUGAAGCGUAGGCAUUGCUGCCCGAACAAUUAUUUCGACUGUACUAUGUUUAGCGCACAAUAAACAGACCGAAUGUUUGAGGUACCUGU